CAACGGCCCUCCGGGGCGCGGAGCGGGAUGAACUCGGGCACGGGCGGCGGCGGUGGCGGUGCUGGGGCCGCGGAGCCGUCCCGGAGCGGCAGUCCCGGAGAGGAUGGCUUCGCCCGGUCGGCGCUGGGGACCCGAGAGCAUUGGGAUGCUGUCUAUGAGAGAGAGCUGCAAACUUUUCAAGAAUAUGGAGAUACAGGAGAAAUCUGGUUUGGAGAAGAGAGUAUGGAUCGGCUAAUAAGGUGGAUGCAAAACCGCAAGAUUCCAUUGGAUUCUUCAGUGCUUGAUAUUGGAACAGGAAAUGGUGUUUUCUUGGUUGAACUUGUUGGUACUUUUAGUAUUCAUGUGUUAAAGCUAAUUUUGAAGUGAAAUUAAAAAAGAAAUCUUGGCAGUGAGGAUACUAAUUAUGUUAAUCUAAAGUAGAAGA
Molecule: messenger RNA, 424 nt
Organism: Lutra lutra (Eurasian river otter)
Lineage: Eukaryota; Metazoa; Chordata; Mammalia; Carnivora; Mustelidae
Product: EEF1A lysine methyltransferase 2-like
Exons: 1
Coding region: 28-366 (112 amino acids)
Biological process (GO): peptidyl-lysine monomethylation; peptidyl-lysine dimethylation
Cellular component (GO): cytoplasm
Molecular function (GO): protein-lysine N-methyltransferase activity
Source: RefSeq, a predicted model, not a curated record